CCAAGGACCUCGCGGCGACGCGUGGCCACUUGAGGUCAGUGCGCAAGCCAAGGUGACCGCGGCAAACUGACGCGCGACACCGCUAGGACCUUUCGUACACACAAGCUCAGGCUUGUGGACGCUCACAAAUGUUGACGAAUGUCACCGAGCUGACGACAGCUUGGUGCAUUGCAGCAUAGAAAUACCAAGAUAUGACGUGGCAGCUCCUCGAGUCGGCGGUCCCACCUGGCGCCGUUUCAUUGGCCAUAACCUGAACGCCGAUGGCGCAUCCCCACAGCACGCCCAAGCGAUGAAAACCACCGGCGUCGACUUGCAUGCAAUGCAUGCAAGCAAUCAUGUAUGCGCGCCCGCGCAGUAGUCGUCGUAGGGUCCAAAACCUCUGAGAUCCGAUCCAACCCCAGGAUUCGAGAAGCUUCGGCCGAUAUCCAAUCUGAGAGGUUUCGACAGGCGACCGUUGACGCCGGGAGCCAUUUUCAGCAUCAUGGCCGAGGAAGCCAAGCUCCGCGGGAACCGGUUCUUCACGGCCGGCCAGUACCAGGAGGCCGCCGACGCCUUCACCGAGGCCAUUGGCCUCGAGCCCUCGAACGCUAUCUUCUACUCGAACCGAUCGGGCGCGUACCUCAAGCUCAACCGCGGGCCGGACGCAAUUGCGGAUGCGAAAAAGUGCAUUGAGCUCCGGCCCGAGUGGCCCAAGGGCUACUCGCGUCUCGGGACGGCGCUCUUUUACGUCAAGAAGUACGCCGAGGCCAAGGCGGCGUACGAGCGCGGCCUCGCCAAGGACCCGAACGACGCCAACCUCCUCGACGGCCUUCGCAACACCAAGGCGCAGCUGCCGGACGCGAUCUCGCUCCAGGAGCUCACGAUGGCGUCGCCGCACGCCAAGUUUCGCACGUUCCAGUUUGGCCUUCGGUGCCUCAUGGCCGCGUCCUUCGUGCUCUACUGGACGGCAUGGGGCAGCGCGUCGACGGCUGCGUUUGCGUUUGCGACGUUCUUCAAGCUCGGCGCUGCCAACUAUGCGAGCUUCCUCGCGUGGAACCACGGUAAGCCGCAGAUGAACGCGGCCUACGCGCAGCGCGUCGUGACGGACCCGACGACGCAGGCGCUCAUGUUUUGUCUCCUCUUCUGGUUCUCGAGCCCGUACUCGAUCGCGCUGCUGCCGAUCGCGCUCAACGAAGGCGUGCACUUUGCGUCCUUUGCUGGCUCGCUCUUUCUCUCUCUCGGGUCGUCGGUCGGCGCGACGUGCUUUGCGCUGCUUGACCCGAUCAUGCCCUACUACCUCGGACCGCAGACCGCGUGGCACACGCUCAACAACCACGGCAAGUGGGCUGCGCUCUACCACCGCACGCCGCAGGUGGUGGCGAAUCUGGACGUGGGCAUUGGUCUCUGCCUCAUCCUCGAGCUGCUCACGCCCGCGCGCAACUUUAUGCUGCUGCUCAUCUACUGGCAGCUCCUGCGCAUCCGCUACAUGAUCUCGCCGCAGCUCAAGAACGCGUUCAGCCAACUGGACACGACGCUUUCGGCGCUCGUGCUCCACCCGCGCGCGCCGACGCUCCUCGCGACCGGCUACGCGAAGCUCAAGGACCUCAUGGCCAACAUGGUCAAGAUGCCGACGCCCGAAGAGGCCCAGCAGGCGUCGGCGAUGCCCAAGUGCUCGAUCAUGUAGCUAUCACUAGAAAUCCAUCGUCUUCUCUACCGGAAACGCCACAUCAUCAUCCCACAUUACGCUCCAUUCCAGUGGACCAGCUCCUCCUUGAUGUGAUGCUAGACAAGUGUCAAAGCACAGGCAAA
Molecule: messenger RNA, 1788 nt
Organism: Saprolegnia diclina VS20
Lineage: Eukaryota; Oomycota; Saprolegniomycetes; Saprolegniales; Saprolegniaceae
Exons: 2
Coding region: 482-1663 (393 amino acids)
Cellular component (GO): membrane
Molecular function (GO): Hsp90 protein binding
Source: RefSeq, a predicted model, not a curated record